GGGAUUCGUUGACAUUGCGCGCCUGCUGUUGCGUGCUGGUGCACACCAAGAUGGAGAUGGCACGGGUAGGCGCGAACCUCCACUGGUAAAGGCAUGCAGAUAUGGUCGCCUGGAGGUUGUGCACCUCCUCUUGGAAGCCGGUGCUGACAGAAACAAAGUCGGUAACAGCACGCCGCUUGCCGCAGCAUGCGAAGCAGGCAAAGUGGAUAUAGUUUCCACAUUAGUAGCAGACGGCUUGGACACGGAAAGGUUUGGACCUCUGGCAAAUGCCUGCACGCAUGGCAAGGAGGAGAUUGUGAGAGUAUUGCUUCAUGCCAGGGCCAACCCAGACGGAGCUUAUGGCCUUUCAACCAGCAUGGUUCCUCUGGCAGAGGCCUCUCGUAAAGGGAGUGUAGAGGCUGCGCGCCUGCUACUGGAGGGCAGGGCGGACACAGAGCGGAGAACAAGCAACGAUCGCCAGACUGCACUGGGGAUUGCCGCGCGCGAAGGCAAGGCAGAGAUCGUACAGCUGCUGUUUCCAGACUCUCCGCA
Molecule: messenger RNA, 531 nt
Organism: Symbiodinium pilosum
Lineage: Eukaryota; Dinophyceae; Suessiales; Symbiodiniaceae
Source: the annotation of a GenBank genome assembly